AUGUUGCGGCCGGCGACCCCGAUGUCGCUGCUGCUCCUGGCAGCCUUCGCCCUCCUGCUGCUCUCUACUCUGUCAACCCCUAUUAUCAAGGCCAUCCCGCUGGGCAGCUUUCAGGGCGUCACUUUUGGAGUUUUUGGGGUUUGCAAGGCAGACAAGUCCUGCACUGGCAUCGAGAUUGGAUAUGACACUUCUGGGCUAUUCCAAAAAUCCGGCGCCUUUGACCUACCGGACUCGGCCCGAAACACCCUUUCCGCUAUUCUAAUCGUGCAUCCCAUCGCCGCUCUCACGACCCUGGUCAUGUUCAUAUUGGCCGCUGUUGCUCACCUUCACUCGCCUUCUCACUCGGCCAGGUACCUCCUUGUCGUCUUCAUCUUCUCUUUCGUCGACUUCCUCAUCUGCCUUCUGGCCUUCCUCGUCGAUGUCCUCCUCUUCGUCCCUCACAUGGCUUGGGGCUCUUACAUCGUCCUCGCUGCAACAAUUUUAGUUGGAAUGAGUGCCUUAGUCUCUUGUGCAAUGCGCCGCAUGCUGGUUAGCAGGAAGGCGCGAAAGAAGAGGAUUGCCGAGAACGCGGAAAUGAGUGGCGAGAACUACUACAACCGUGAAGCCCAAACCAAGACCGAUCCCUCUGUUGUCUCGCAACCAAGCGUUCCUGUUGUCAGCGGUGGAAAUGGCAUCGAGAAAAUGCCUACUUUCGCCUCUUUCGAGUCUCAGAAGAAGGACGACCAAGUCAGCGACGAGCGUAUUCCACUGACCGCGCGGAGCCCCACGAAUGCCUCCCAGGGCCCUAUGACUGCGACGGACCCGAGUGUGGGAGAAAUGGGUGUCUAUAACAACGCACCCCCUUCGAGAUCCGGCUCUGCUCCUCCUAUCAACCGCGACCCGUACGGAAACCCUAUGCCUGGACCUGAUGGUUAUGGUCCUAGGAGAGGACCUUCGCAAGAACGUAUGAGAGGCAGGGGUGGAAUGCCCCCUGGAGCACCUAGGGGACGUGGAGGACCUUACGGCGGUAGGGGUGGAUAUAACAACGGUUAUGGUGGUCCGUCCCCAGGAAGAGGCGGCUACGGUCCUCCAGGUCGCGGAGGAUACGGCCCCCCACCUGGUGGCAGAGGCGGAUACGGACCUCCUCCUCGUGGCGGUUACGGCCCAGCUGGUAUGAGAGGUGGAAGACCACCUCCGCCAGGCUACCAGAAUGGCCCUCCGGGACCUUAUGAUCGUAGACCAAGCCCGGCAAACGGCUACGGCCCCCCUGCCGCCGGUCCCUAUGGACGCCGCGGCUCGGACUCGACACCAGGUUACUCCAGUACAAACAACAGCACAAACCCGUCUCUCCCAAGCAUCCCACAGCAAGGGUACGAGGCCUAUAACCCAGACAGGAACAGUCUGCCAAGGGCUGAAUCCCCUCCGCCCCUCCCUGGUGACGUGCCACCUCCACCGGUGGGCCAAGCCGUCGAGAUGGACGCGGCAACGGGAAGCCCUGCUCACCCGCCUCAAGGCUUCGGUCAGUUCAGAGACAGUGAUGCUGAUAUUGCCGGCAUGGUUGGACUGCAACAAAAUAGCAACAGAUCUAACCCGCAGAGACAUGACACCUACAUGAGCGAGGGCAGCAGGUACAGCACUGAUGAACAAUAUGUUCCACCCCGCGCGGCCUGGAACCAGAACCAGGCCCCAUCACGAGGAGCCUCUCCGCUCCAGCGCGUUGAGAUGCCCGGACGAAGCUCGCCUGCGCGAGGCUCACCAGGCGACUACUAUGAGGAUGUUGAUCCCCGCUUCGCGGAAGCAGCACCGCAAGGCCCAGCAGGGUCCAGAGCAGGCCCUCCACCUGCUCUUCAGUCCUGGCGCGGAGUCUGA
Messenger RNA from Colletotrichum truncatum, 1848 nucleotides. RefSeq names its product ph signal transduction protein. The record is from RefSeq and is a predicted model, not a curated record. Gene Ontology annotation, cellular component: growing cell tip; cell division site; plasma membrane. NCBI's taxonomy places the organism in Eukaryota, Fungi, Ascomycota, Sordariomycetes, Glomerellales, Glomerellaceae.